AGUUGAAUGAAUGCCGCCGCCACUUUCACUGCUCCACGCGCGCAAGCUCCACGCGACGCUCCUCAAGUCCGGUCACCAUGGCGACGCCUACCGCUGCAACCUCCUCCUCCGCGCCUACACCCGCGGCGGCGCACUUGCCGACGCCCGCGACCUACUGGACCUCAUGCCGUCCCCGACCCUCGUCUCCUACAACACUGUCCUCUCGGGCUACGCCUCCUCCUCGACCCCCGGCCUCCUCGACGCCGCCCUGCACCUGCUAGACGCGAUGCCCGAAAGGGACUCCUGGUCCUGGAACACCGCGAUAUCCGGCCUUGCACGCGCCGGUCGGGCUCACGACGCGCUGCGAAGGUUCCUGCAGAUGACGCGCACCCCCGUGGCGCCGGACGCGUUCACCUACUCCAUCGUCUCGCCGUGCUGCGGCGUUGACAUGGGAUCCGCGCGUCAGGUCCACUCGCGGGCUCUCAAGGCCGGGGUGUUCGCGGACGCCUGCGUCGGCACUGGUUUCAUCAAGCUGUACGCAGAGCUGGGCCUGAUGGAGGAUGCACGCAAGGUGUUCGAUUGUAUGCCGCUGAGGGAUCUGAUGUCAUGGAAUGUGCUCCUGGACUGCGGUGUGAGGUCCGGGGAAGCAGGAUCGUGUAUGAAGGAGUUUCUUAGCAUGACCGGCUGCGGGGUUCGGCCUGAUGAGUUCACCUUUGCCACUGUCUUGAAUGGUUUGGCUGAGCGGUCUGCAGGUCUGGAGGCAAUGCAGGUACACUCAGUUAUUCUGAAAUCUGGGUAUCUUAGGGAUCUUUUUCUAUGCAAUUCUUUGCUGGACGUGUACGGGAGAUGCGGUUACGUUGACUUGGCCAAGAAACUGUUCGAUGCUAUGCUUGAGAAGGAUGUUGUGUCGUGGACCACUGUGAUUUCAGGGCUUGCAGCCUGCGGUUACCAGGCUGAUGCCUUUGACAUAUUUUGCCAGAUGCUGAAAGCUGCAAUGCCGCCCAAUUCCUUCACCUUUGGGAGCAUAGUAAGCUCAUGUGCAUAUGUGAAUGACCUUGGCAGUGGGAGGCAGUGUCAUGCUCUUGCUGUCAAGCAUGGGUUAGAACUCGUUCCUAUAGCUGCCAGCUGUUUUGUCGAUAUGUACUCAAAGUGCGCCAAGAUGGAUGAUGCAAUAAGAAUGUUUGAGAUCAUGCCACAGAGAGACAUUGUAGCUUGGAAUGCAAUGAUAUGCGGAUUAGCUCAGAAUGGUCAAUCAGUGAGAUCUCUUGAGCUGUAUGAUGAAAUGAUGCGACUUCAUCAUGAAUCGGUCACCCCAAACUCAGUAACUUUUGUGGGUGUCCUGAGCGCAUGCAGCCAUGCUGGUGAUGUCCAGAAAGGUUGCAACUACUUCACUCAAAUGGUUAAUGACUUCCACAUCGAACCAAUUUCAGAGCACUACACUUGCCUUAUCGAUCUCUUUGCGCGAGCUGGGUGGUUAGAUGAAGCAGAAGAGAUCAUUUCAAACUUACCUUUCAAACAUGAUGCUGUUAUCCUGGGCACCAUGCUUAAUGGCUGCAGAAAAUAUGGUAACCUUGACAUGGCUAAGCGCUUUGCUAAGAGGCUUCUAGUGAAUAAUCCAGAUAAUGCAUCGGGCGUUUUUCUACUCUCAAAUAUGUACAUUGCAAAUGAAGAAUGGAAUAAUGCCUCGGAGCUGAGGGAUGCUGCGAUAUCAAGUGGAACUCAUAAAGUCAUGGGGAAUAGCUGGAUUGAUGUUGGUGGUCAAGUACAAUGUUUCAAAGCGGGCUCUAGUCCAGAUGCACAAUUCGAACAGAUAUAUGAUGUUCUGCAACAACUUCAGUUGAUGAUGGUAGAUGCUGACAAGCUGGUCACACGGAUUAACUCCUUAUGUACUUAUAUUAACAGUGAGUAGUGACAACUAUGCUUUAUUUUGAUGAGUUUCAAAUUCAUAUUGAGUAGUAUGUGCAACUUGGGUUGUUUUGAAUGACCCAUUUGGAUAGUAUUUCUAUGCGAGAAGGUUAGUUACUAAUGCAAUGCAACCUACUACAUCAGCCGACUCGCAAUACUAAAUCAUGUGUUCCUGAAAUCAUUCAUAUUUACUCAAACACCACGUUUGUUUGAGUACAUACGUUGCA
This is a messenger RNA of Triticum urartu, 2111 nucleotides long. RefSeq names its product pentatricopeptide repeat-containing protein At2g13600. Gene Ontology annotation, molecular function: RNA binding; protein binding. The record is from RefSeq and is a predicted model, not a curated record. Gene Ontology annotation, biological process: RNA modification. Lineage: Eukaryota; Viridiplantae; Streptophyta; Magnoliopsida; Poales; Poaceae.